Durotheca rogersii is the source of this 1297-nucleotide messenger RNA. Its product is annotated as DUF1691-domain-containing protein. NCBI's taxonomy places the organism in Eukaryota, Fungi, Ascomycota, Sordariomycetes, Xylariales, Xylariaceae. The record is from RefSeq and is a predicted model, not a curated record. Gene Ontology annotation, biological process: mitochondrion organization; lipid homeostasis. Gene Ontology annotation, cellular component: mitochondrial outer membrane. Bases 123 to 1106 code for a protein of 327 amino acids. The transcript is spliced from 3 exons.
CUCUUUUUUGCAGUUGUGAGAGCUCCCGAAGCUUGUCCAUCGGCGCCCAACGUCGUCCACUUUACCCUCGUUCCAACGUUCCGGCCGAGAGAACGUCCAUCCGGCUGCACGGAGCCACCGCGAUGGCGUACGAUUCUCGUUCAUUGCACGCGAGAGCCUCGCAGGAGACACUAAUAUCACUGCUUCACCUUGACCCUUCUCCCAUAGAGAACAGCUCUACCUAUGAUAAGGAGCUUCCGCCUCUCCCACACGAUGGAACGCUUCCUCCAACCUCCGCCUUAGGUCUUAGUGGGAGCGGCCGGGGCCCGAUAUACUACUUAUCACGAAUCCAACGCUACUCGUCCUACUCUUUCUGCUUGUUCGCAGGCCUGCACCUCGCCAACACAUCCAUAUUUCCCCUCAUCUGCCAGUCCGUUCCCGAGUCCGAGCAGUUCCUCCUUAUGGCCCGUGAGCUCUACCAGACGCGCCUGGCCGAACCUUUGCUUGUCGCUCUGCCUGUUGUUGCCCACGUCACCUCCGGAGUCGCCGUACGCCUCCUCCGCCGACGACAGAACUUGAAGCGGUACGGCAGCGAGACACCAAGUAUGUGGGCUCUACACCGUGCAAGCCUCGCCUCGGCUUUUCCACCUCCAUCAAGAAAUUCAAGUAACCUAAGGAUAUGGCCGCCGUUGAAUUACAUCUCCAUCUCCGGAUACGUCUUCGCUGGCCUGCUAGCUUCGCAUGUCGGCCUGAACCGCAUUCUUCCGCUCGUUGUGGAUGGCGACAGCUCUAACGUUGGCCUACAGUAUGUAUCCCACGGAUUCGCGCGGAAUCCGGUACCCUCCUGGAUUGGGUUCUCCUUGCUCCUUUCUGUAGGAGUGGGACACAUGGUGUGGGGAUGUGCGAAAUGGCUCAACGUCGCGCCACCGGCGAAUUGGAAGAAGAUAACUGUCGAGAAGAAGCAGCGGAAACGUAGAAGACGUGCCUGGUGGGGGGUCCAAGGAGUUACCGUCGCGAUCGUCUGCUUAUGGGCCUCGGGAAGCCUAGGAGUUGUUGCGAGAGCGGGUCCUGCGGAAGGCUGGCUUGCCACGGUAUACGAUAAUAUAUAUAACGCCGUAGGGCAUUGAGAAAACGUUUCCUUGGAUAUGAAAAUCUAUAUGUAGUACAUCUCGGAGUUGUCUCGAAUAUCAUCUCGUAAAGAUAAUUUGGGGCCCAGUCCUGUCACAAUGUGAGGUUAUCUAGAGAUAGGGCUCGGCAACUGUGCCGUGUCUUUGACUCAAUGUUGUAAGUUGGCAUGAAUAUGGAAUACCGUAGCACA